Oreochromis niloticus (Nile tilapia) is the source of this 1214-nucleotide messenger RNA. RefSeq names its product R-spondin 1 (gene rspo1). Lineage: Eukaryota; Metazoa; Chordata; Actinopteri; Cichliformes; Cichlidae. The record is from RefSeq and is marked provisional.
GCGUGAUGGCUCGUUGUGCCGCGGGGACAUUUGGACAAGCAACUGCAGCAUCACACACCACUACACAGACUUCUAGAUGCGUCAGCCACUAGAGUGAACGAUACAGAGAGACUGGGGAGGAGGGACAGACACACAGAGAAGGAGUGCAGUACUACAAGAGAAAGGAGGGAUCAUCUAUCCCAGUAAGAUAAGCAUCCACCUGUCCCGCAUAGGAAGGUGGCCCCCCCACCUGAUCCAUCUCGUCGCAGGGGGGGGACCCUGCAUAGCCUGGAAGGCAACAGAGACUAUGCAGCUGGGACUGGUGGCGCUGGCAAUGGUCUUUCUCAGCUCCAUGGGUCACAGUGAUGUUCUGAAGCUCUCCAAGGCAAGACGGCAUAGACGUGUUAGCACUGAGGGGCCCCCAUCUUGCCCCAAAGGCUGUGACCGAUGUUCUGAGUAUAACGGCUGCAUUAAAUGCAAGCCCAAGCUCUUCAUCUUCCUGGAGCGCAAUGACAUCCGUCAGAUAGGCGUGUGCCUUGCCUCCUGCCCCAUGGGAUACUUUGGCAUGAGGAACCCCGAAGGCAACAAUCGAUGCACCCAAUGUAAAAUAGACAAUUGUGAAGCGUGUUUCAAUCGCAAUUUUUGCACAAAAUGUAAGGAGGGCUUGUAUUCACACAGUGGGAGAUGUUAUGUCAGCUGCCCUCCAGGCCAACGCACCGUCAAUGAGACCAUGGAGUGUGUCGGUCAACGUGCCUCAGAGUGUGAACUGGGUGAGUGGAGCCAAUGGGGUUCCUGUAUGAAGAAAAACAAAACAUGCGGAUUUAGGAAAGGCACCCAGUCCCGGGUUCGUGUGCCCCUUCCGCAGGUUCACAGUCCGGAUACCUCCCCUGCUUUUGUACCCUCGCAGACCUGUGCUGCCGAGACAGAGAGGAGGAAGUGUGUCGUGACCAAAACGCCGUGUGUGAGGGAGAGGAAGAGUAAAGGAGACAGACAAGACGAUACAAACAGGAGAGAAAGGGAGAAUACACGUGAGCGAGCACAAGGAGGAGGAGGAGGAGGAGGAGGAGGCGGAGGCGGAGGAGGAAAGCGGAGGAAAGGCCACAGCAGGACGACCACUGCUCCCAGCAUCACAACCAGCUCUGUCACCUAAGCGCUGACGCCUGCUGGAUGAGGCUGAGAGAAAACCAGAGACAAUGCCUCGCCCAGCAGUGUCAGCCACAGACACAGAUUGAUGU